AUGUUACUUGGACUAUUGUUGCUAUUGUCUUGCUCAACCACAACGGACUCAGAUUUUGAAUCAGUACACGUCGAAAAAGUGGGGGGACAUUCUCCAACUUAUUUGGAAGCACCCGGGAACUCACAAGGCAUAUCACUGUUUGCACAAGAAUUCAUGCUGCUUAUGGAGAAUAGCUUUGGAAACCCCCCAGAUUAUCGUGGAUCUCCCGCAUCUUUGGUCCCACUGACCAUUCCAACCUCCCCUACCAACCAUCGCACACGUUCAGCACCCUCUUUCAGCCACCAGCCCAUCAUUCGCUUCACAUGCACCUCAAACAGCCCAUCGUUCACUUCACAUGCACCUCAAACAGCCCAUCUUGGACAUCACGAGGUGUCCAUUUCCCCUGCCAGCUCAUCAACCACCUUACAUGCACCCACUACGCACCCCCCAACCUCAACUACAACACUGCCUUCUCCCAAACGUAAACACGGUAGCCCGAAAGGGAGCAUGAAAUCAAAGCCAGUGACAUACGGCCUGUGUCCAAGACUCAGACAGCCUCCCAGAACUGGGUAUAAGCAGAGGCUGAGGGCAUCGUUGGGUGAGGAUGCAGCUCAGGCGGCAAAGAGACUGAGGGGACGACCCCGGAAACAGGAUUCAUCACCUGUUUCUGUGGAAUUUGGAAAAAUGAUGGUCUCUGGAACACCUUCAAGACAUGAAGGUCCUUCUUUCCAGGCACCACGGGCCCUGUUACAUGGCCCAGGUUCAUCUGUUCCACCUACACCAUCUCUGCUUAGCAACACAGCCAUAUCGCUUCCAUCUCAGACUGCUGCAGCUGCAAGUAGGACUACAAUACAGCUUCCUGAUGCAUUUCUCAGCACCCCUGCACCUGGUCCUCAUCUAUUGGAUUUGUCAGUAACAUGUCACACAGCCUUCAAAAUCGCCAAAAUGUAA
Laccaria bicolor S238N-H82 is the source of this 930-nucleotide messenger RNA. RefSeq lists its product as uncharacterized. The record is from RefSeq and is a predicted model, not a curated record. The coding region runs from base 1 to 930 and encodes 309 amino acids. The transcript is spliced from 5 exons. NCBI's taxonomy places the organism in Eukaryota, Fungi, Basidiomycota, Agaricomycetes, Agaricales, Hydnangiaceae.